This is a messenger RNA of Laetiporus sulphureus 93-53, 1377 nucleotides long. RefSeq lists its product as uncharacterized. NCBI's taxonomy places the organism in Eukaryota, Fungi, Basidiomycota, Agaricomycetes, Polyporales, Laetiporaceae. The record is from RefSeq and is a predicted model, not a curated record. The coding region runs from base 1 to 1377 and encodes 458 amino acids. Gene Ontology annotation, molecular function: D-serine ammonia-lyase activity. The transcript is spliced from 4 exons. Gene Ontology annotation, biological process: D-serine catabolic process.
AUGUCGGGACUAACCAUCCAAACCAAAACCCCGUUUCAUAUCAGUGCGAAGCCGGAGAAGCAAGAGCUGGUCGAUGAAUACAGAGGCAAGGCUCUGAAUGCGAUCAGGACACCCGCGGUGGUCAUAGACCGAGCACUUUUUGCUAAAAAUUGUGCACUCAUGCACGAAAACGCAAAGCAAUGGGGCGCGAGUUUCAGGGCGCACGUCAAAUCCCACAAGACGUCAGAAGGCAUACGAUUGCAGCUCGUUUCAGAUGCAGGGCAGACGCACGCGAUUGUCGUGUCCACGGUGAUGGAGGCUUGCGAGGUUAUACGAGAUGGAUUGGUCGCCGAUGGGACGGUCAAAGACAUACUUUAUGGCCUUCCGGUGGCCUUGAACAAGGUGCAGGACCUUUCUUCUCUGUGGGAAGAGAUCGCGGCGUUCGACGCAAAUCUACGGAUCCUAAUUGAUAAUCCAGCGCAAGUGAAGUUCCUGGAGGCCUUUGAGAGAUCGAGGACAAAUCCUCGCAGGUGGUCGGUGUUCAUCAAAAUCGACUGUGGACAGAAGCGAGCAGGACUCGACCCGCGUUCACCGCUUUUUGGACACCUGCUGCAGACUGUCUUCGAGUCGCCGGUGAUCUCUCUGUAUGGUUUCUAUACACAUGGCGGCCACUCUUACAGAUCGACAUCCAUGCCUGAAGCCGCGUUCUACCUGUCAGAGGAGCUGAACGCAGUCAAUACAGCAGCAGGACUGGCUUUGUCCGUUAUGACAACCAUACCUAGAGCACGAUCUCAUCAUGAGCCUUUCGUUCUCGCGAUCGGCUCGACACCCACAGCCCACGCCGCCACAGCUGAGACCCGCCAGCAAUUGGAAGCUCACCUCAACGGCAGACUUGAGAUCCAUGCAGGCAAGUUCAUACCAAUGGUUGAGACGAGGACGCAGGAUAACGUGCUUGCAGGAAAUUACCCCCUCCUGGACCUGCAGCAGUUGCACACAGGUUUGGUGGAAAUGAAUCGUGUCGCACAGCGCGUGUUGACGACCGUAAUCUCCUACUACCCUGGCCGAGGGGACGGGGGCUCAGAUGAAGCUCUGUGCGACGCAGGAGCUAUCGCAAUGAGCAAAGAUACCGGGCCACAGGAGGGCUUCGGACAGGUCGUGACAAGGCCGUGGAGGCUUAGCCGUAUAUCUCAGGAACACGGAGUGCUAACGCAACGAAGAUCGGAGCUCACUGGAGCGGAUGCAGUCGACAGGCUCAGAGUGGGAGAGAUGGUCCAGAUUGUCGGACAGCAUGCGUGCCUGAUUUUGGCCGCGUAUCCUUGGUAUUAUGUCGUCGAUUCGUCCAUGCCAAGUCGGGGGGAUAUUGUGGAGGAUGUGUGGGUGCCGUGGAAGGGGUGGUGA